Messenger RNA from Penicillium salamii, 1593 nucleotides. NCBI's taxonomy places the organism in Eukaryota, Fungi, Ascomycota, Eurotiomycetes, Eurotiales, Aspergillaceae. The record is from the annotation of a GenBank genome assembly.
AUGACAUGUCACGAGGCCACCCUGCCACUCCUCCGGGGUAACACAACUUUGGAGUCAGCGCUGGAGCAAGAGGACGACAUUCUCCUUGAACUGGGAUUUCCAGAACAGCGUAUUGAAUUCUUUGUGUCACUGUACAGCAACCGUGAUGAUAUCGAGAACAUUGCAUCAUAUCAUCUCGGCCUCGGUCCUUCAGAAACUUGCCGGAUUGGAGGCGUCAACGAAUGGGUCCACGGCAGCUUCAAUGUUUGCAUUCCGCUCUAUGUCAGCCAAAAAGAUCAGCAUCCGAAUAAGCAAGCUCUCAUCAGGUUCCCUUUACCCUACAAAGUUGGAGAAACUAGAAAUCCUGGAAAUGUUGAUGAAAAACUUCGCUGCGAAGCUGCAACGUUUAUCUGGAUACAUGAGAAUUGUCCGGAAAUACCUAUUCCACAUUUAUGGGGUUUUGGACUUGUUGGUGGCCAAAGUUUUACGAAACCGCAGAAUACCCCUUUGGGGCCCAGAUUUCUUUGGUCAAUCAAAAGAUCCAUUAUGUGGCUCUUGGGAUAUUCCCUGCCCUGUCCCUAUAUUUGCCAUCAACGUUCGACUAUGCUCGAGAGUGGGUACUUGGUUAUGGAUUAUAUUGGCAACUCAGAUGUGCAAAUGCUCUCAGAGACUUGGGAUGAGCACCGCCAUCAACGGGAUAAGACAACAAACCUUUUCAAGGGACUUUGUCGCAUUAUGCUCUCUUUAAGUCGGGUGCCGCUACCACGCAUAGGAUCUUGGACCUUGGACUCGAAUGGGGCUUUGCGACUAUCUAAUCGACCUCUCACUCUUCGACUCCAUCAAUUAGAGAAUGGGGGGAUUUCGACCAACAUUAGUCGAAGUUUGACCUACUCGGCAGCGGACGCAUACUAUCUUGAUCUUCUAUCUUGUCAUGAUAGUCGUAUACGGAACCAGCCAAACUCCGUCAGCGAUGCCGAUGAUGGCCGGGCUCAGAUGGCAAGAUUAACGAUGAUGAGAGCACUCCUACCCCAUUUCUCUAAAAGAGAACAUCGAGAAGGACCGUUUCUUUACAGGCUCACAGAUCUCCAUCCUAGUAAUAUCUUCGUUGACAGCCAAUGGAACGUCAAGUUUGUGAUUGAUCUCGAAUGGGCCUGUUCACUACCAGCCGAAACUUUACGUCCUCCAUACUGGUUGACCGGUCGUUCAGUCGAUGACUUAACAGGAAAGCACCUUGAAGAAUUCAGGGAGGCGUACGAAGAGUUCGUGGGUAUUUUUGAGGAGGAAGAAAAACUCUUUCCUCCUAUCAACAAUGUCUCUUCUUAUAGGACCACUCUAAUGAGAAAUGGUUGGCAAGUCGGAAACUUUUGGUAUUUUCAUGCCUUGGACAGCCCGAAGGGCUUAUUUAACCUCUUCCGUCAACAUGUUUAUCCCAUUUUUGCACCUUCACAUCAGGUUGCUUCCGAGUUUUCGCGGGUCCUAUCGGACUUCUGGGCCCCCGAUGUUGAGGAAGUCAUACUUGCCAAGCUCCGAGAUAAGGAGGAGUAUGACAAGUCACUUUGUCAAUUGUUUGAUGAUACUUCGGACUGUGCCCAAGACGGAGCUUUGGUGCAUUAA